UGACUUCUACACCUUUGCCCAACCACACCAAUUACAAUCUCAAAAUCUCUUAUUUGUCUUCUUUCUCUUCUUCCAAAUCUUUCUCUCCUUAACCGGAGGGAAAGAAAACUUAAUCGGUUGUUUUUCACACAUAUAGACCAUGGGUGCCUGCGCUACCAAGCCUAAAGUCAAGACCGAUGAUUUGGCUGCAAUCCCUGCACCCGAACCUAUUGAUCAUGAUAUUGUGAAGAACAAUGAGGAAAUCAAGGUCGUGGAAGAGGAAAAGAAGGUUGAUCAAACUGAUGAAAAAAAGAAGGAAGACAAUGAGAAAGUUAUCGUCGAGAAGGAGAAGUCCCCGUCUCUCGCCUCCUUGCUCGUUGAGAAGGAAACCGCUCCUCCGGUGGUAGAAGUUUCCUGCAUACCGAAGGCCGACGAAAAGCCCAAGGUGGAAGAAGUGGUAGCGCCAACAAAUGAAGCAGAAGCGAAGGAAAGCGAAGAGAAACCAAAAGAAAAGAAUGAGAAAAGCGUAUGACGAUUUGAAAGAAGAAAAUAACGUACGGCGAAACGUUCUUUAUCUGAAAUAUAAUUUUCGCUUCUGACAAGUUAUUCAUUAUUCAAUAUGUUGUGCAAUGAUUGGUAAUCAUUUCUAAGGUGUGGAGGGGCCUAUGUUUCCUUUAUCAAUCAAUAUUAAUGAUUUAUUUUGUUUUCCCCCUUCUAAUUUAAUGAAAUAUUUAAAACUUCUUUUAGUGUUUCA
Molecule: messenger RNA, 733 nt
Organism: Cucumis melo (muskmelon)
Lineage: Eukaryota; Viridiplantae; Streptophyta; Magnoliopsida; Cucurbitales; Cucurbitaceae
Product: major latex allergen Hev b 5-like
Exons: 2
Coding region: 140-511 (123 amino acids)
Source: RefSeq, a predicted model, not a curated record